Anopheles nili is the source of this 2250-nucleotide messenger RNA. RefSeq lists its product as uncharacterized. The coding region runs from base 231 to 2090 and encodes 619 amino acids. Lineage: Eukaryota; Metazoa; Arthropoda; Insecta; Diptera; Culicidae. Gene Ontology annotation, cellular component: transcription regulator complex; nucleus. The record is from RefSeq and is a predicted model, not a curated record. The transcript is spliced from 3 exons. Gene Ontology annotation, biological process: regulation of transcription by RNA polymerase II.
GUGAACCUUGCCGAAGCGAAGAGGGUGAAAUUGCUCCCACUGCGCAGUGCUUUCGUUCUUUCGUACCACACGGUCCCCCGUAGUUUUCCGCUGGUGUGAAAAAGCGAACCGCUCUUAUCGCCCGGUUCGCGCUCGCAACGUCGCAAAAAGAAAAGAAAAAAGCGAAAACCCGAACCACCUCGUACACCAGUGCGUCGCGGGAGCGCAAGGAUAUCGCAAAAGCCGCUUGAAUGUUCGACACAAUGAUGCAGCAAGCCGUAUCGAUCAAAGCGGAACCGGACUGGAGUGACCUUCUCGUGCCGGAACCGGACAAUCGCGCACAGUAUGCGCUGGAAAACGUGAUCCGCCAGCAGCAGCAGCAGCACCAGCAGCAGCAACAACAGCUGCUGCAGCAGCAGCAGCAACAACAACAACAGCAUCACCAGCAGCAGCAGCAGCAGCAACAACAACAGCAGCAGCAACAGCAACAACAGCAGCAGCAACAACAGCAACAGCAGCAGCAGCAGUAUCAUUUGCGCAAUGGUGGUGGCGGAAAUAUGCCACAAAACACGGCCAAUCCUGCCGCGCUUGUGAACGGGGUUGCGGCCGGAUCGAGCGUCAGCCAGCAGUCGGGCGGGGCCCCCAGCGAGGACAACGAGCCACUCGACAUCAUCGAGGCCAUCGGCGACUCGGAUGAUAACGAUUUUGCCGAGGCGGAAUCGCUGACGUUGCAGCAGUACAAGAAAGAUGAAAAGCUCUGCGACUACUACCGCCGGAUGCCGGUGCUGUACGACAAGAGCCACCCGCACUACAAGUUCCAGUCGAAGAAGGAGAAGGCCUGGCGUGAGCUGAGCCGCCUGUGCGAGAUGGACGUGGAGCAGUGCAAGAAGCGCAUGACCUACUUCCGGUGCCGGUUCACGGUGGAGCGGCGCAUCAUGAAGAACGGCGUCAACUGCAGCGAGUGGCCCCUGCUCGAGAAGCUCAAGUUUCUCAACAAACACAUCAAAAUCCGGAGACCGCGCGCCCCGAACGGUGAACCGGACGACACGGACGAUGAAACCAAUCCGAUGAACAUCCUGCGAAAGCGCCAGCGUGAACAGCAGGAAGACGCCAAGGACGAUCUGCACGCGUACCUCGAUCUGCAGCAGAUGGCCGUGGCGGCUCAAAACUCGCAGGCUCAGCUCCACUACCAGCAGCACUUGAAGUUGCAAGGCCAUGGUCCCUUUGGAGCGCCACCCGGUGCCGGUUUCCCAGGAGCCCAUGAUCCGAUGUCUCUGCACCACCUGCAGCCACCUCAUCCGCACCCGCGCGAUCAUCAAUUGCCACCGCCACAUGGUGGCCAACCGGGAGCUGGCGGUGGUGGUGCGUCUCAACCCGGUGGUCAACCGCAGGUACCCCAUUCGACUCCCCUCGGAGCCGGUCACCAUCAUCAUCAUCCGUUUGGGCGUGGUGGAAUGCCGGGUGCCGCCGGUGGCCAUCAUCAGCACCAUCAUCCGCAUCAGGCGGGUGCCGUAGCGGCCAAUGCGGCAGCAGCUGCUGUAGCGGCCGCAGCUCUCCAGCAUGGAACCGGAACUGGUGGACCGGUACAUCCGCAUCAUCACCAGCAACCGACGCCGGUUGAGUCGCCAAUCCCGGCGGCCAUGUCUAACGUCGAGGUGUCGUACGGUAUCCCGAAGCGGGCCCGUGUCAGCUACGACGGUGAUGAAGCGUCCUUGUCGAACUUUAACCUCAAUCGCACGGUCAAGUAUCAGAGCAAUCUGGAGCAUCAGGCGCAUCUGGACGAGCACGGUGCGUACGGGCUGUACGUGGGUGAGGUCCUGCGCAAACUCCCCGAGCGGAUAUCCUCGCUCACCUCGCUCAAGAUCAUGCAGUUGCUGUACGACGCGCAGGUGCAGUCCUUCGACGCAACAACAGCCAACACCUCCAAGCCGCAGGUGAAGGGUGCAGUGGACAGCACCGGUGCGACGGUGACCGGUGGAACCGGUGUAACGGUAGCAGGAUCAUCCUCCGGAGGACUAGCGAACGGUGGGGGUGGCAGUACAAGUGUCGCUUCGUCUGAGGGUGGCCGUCAAUCGACGGAGAGCGCAGAAUCGACAAGCAACAAGGACUAGGCCAUAGCCCCCCAUCCGUCCAUUGCCGCCGACGCCAGCGCCACCGUGUCGUGCCCGCCACCACCACCACCCACACCCGCGGUGCACUGGUGGUAGUGCAUACCUUCUCCUGGUAGGGAUCCACCGUUCCCACUCAUCCCCACUCCCAAUUCCCGCCCCC